Messenger RNA from Soboliphyme baturini, 518 nucleotides. Lineage: Eukaryota; Metazoa; Nematoda; Enoplea; Dioctophymatida; Soboliphymatidae. The record is from the annotation of a GenBank genome assembly.
AUGCCUGAUACGUGUCUGGUAGUGUGGGGUAGGCACGUGAGCGAAAGCUGGCCGAUGCUGCCUGCGCACUGUGGAUUUUCGUUGUUUGCCGUCGUCGGUCGGUGUUUAUUCGAACGAGUCGGCAUGCUGAGAUCGCCCAGUCAGCGCCAAGCGAAGAAGGUUGCCGUGCCGACUGUCCCCGGCUCCACGAUGCCCCCCGUUUCGUUCAGUAAGGUGGACGGUGGUUACGUGGUAGUGGACAACGUGCGUAACUCGUCAUCGUCUUAUGGCAGCUUGGGUCAAGAAGACGAACGUUUUUUGUCAUCGUCGGCAGUUGGAAGCGGAAGCGGUGGCAAGUCAUUGGACCGAAAACUGAUCGCCACCGGUGCCGGUACUCUGAACGCCAGUGUGCCAUGUGCCAUGUUGAUGCCAGCCGUUAACCUGUGCGCCGGAGCCUACGGCACCGACGUCAAAAACAGCCGUUCAUCCCGCAGACCGUGUUCCACCGAGAUGGUCCUGACUACGAGUAAGUUAUAAAC